ACUUUCAGAGGGAGAGAUAGUUCAAGUGGUUAAAUCUUUCCUUGACAUUUAUUCAUACAUCGCCAAAAAAAUAAAAAGGUCCCCUUACCUUUCCGGGCUCCUCCCUCAAACACCAAAACACAUCUACACUCCCUUGAGCCCUCCUCCACCUUCAACAUACAAAUUGUGUCAAGCAAGUACCAGCUACUCUCUCUCUUACCUCCAACAACAAUGGCGACAUUUGCUCGACUCUCAAGAAAAGCCCUAAAACUCACCUCACCACUUUCUCUCUCCUCCCACCAUCACAACCCUCUCCGCUCUCUCUCCUCCGCCGCCGCCGCCGUGCAACCCCACCAGCAAUCUCCGCCGCCGACGAAGAGAGAGAUAGUCGAAUCACCAGAUCGAGUGAAAUGGGAUUACAGAGGACAGAGAUUGUCUAUUCCUUUGGGUCAAUGGAACCCUAAGAUCGCUGUUGAUGCAUAUGUUGCUCCCAAUGUUGUUCUUGCUGGUCAGGUUAAUGUCUGCGAUGGUGCUUCCGUUUGGAAUGGCUCUGUUCUUCGAGGCGAUCUUAACAAAAUUAUUGUUGGGUUUUGCUCAAAUGUUCAGGAAAAGUGUGUUCUUCAUGCUGCUUGGUCUUCUCCUACUGGUCUACCGGCUGAGACAUCUAUCGAAAGGUUUGUUACUGUUGGUGCAUACUGUCUCUUGAGAUCUUGCACAAUUGAGCCAGAAUGCAUCAUAGGACAGCACUCGAUUCUAAUGGAAGGUUCUUUGGUGGAGACUCAUUCUAUCCUUGAAGCCGGUUCUGUUGUUCCUCCAGGAAGAAGGAUUCCUACUGGUGAGCUCUGGGCAGGUAAUCCUGCCAGAUUUGUGAGAACCUUGACUCAUGAAGAGACACUUGAGAUCCCUAAGCUCGCUGUUGCAAUUAAUGACCUGAGCAAAAACUACUUCCAUGAGUUUCUCCCAUACUCCACCGUAUAUUUGGAGGUUGAGAAGCUAAAGAAGAAGUUGGGGAUUAAUAUCUGAAAUAUUUUUGCUUAGGAGAUUUUCAUGUUUAAUUGUAUCAAAUCAACUCAACAUCCUCUCUGAAAUAAGCAGCGUCAUGACUCGGGUUACAUGAUUUUGGAGUUCUGUAUUUUCUGUUGACCUCUGUACGAAGUGUGGAAGUUCAAAAAGUCCCAAAAUGGAUAAUACAGAUGAAACAUGGAUCUCGCCAUGUAGUAAUUUGUAGUGUUUUUGGAUUGAUGUUUUUGGGCGAUAAUUUUAAAUAGAGAUGCAUUUGUUUAGCAUUACAUUGAUGGAAGAUCAAUUUUAAUGUCUAAAUCUGAUACUAUAGUUGUUUAUUAAGCUAAAGGACAUUACAGAUUUUGUUGAA
Messenger RNA from Chenopodium quinoa (quinoa), 1351 nucleotides. Its product is annotated as gamma carbonic anhydrase-like 2, mitochondrial. The transcript is spliced from 2 exons. The record is from RefSeq and is a predicted model, not a curated record. The coding region runs from base 211 to 1002 and encodes 263 amino acids. Lineage: Eukaryota; Viridiplantae; Streptophyta; Magnoliopsida; Caryophyllales; Amaranthaceae.